AAUCAGUCGAGCUUAAUUUUCCUCAUCCUUGACAUCUCAAUCUUUAUAUAACACCCAUGACAUAUAAAUAUCUAAUUGGAUGAUUUGGAUCUAGGCAUGCAGGAGAUGCACACUAGUCUAUUAAUAUAGUCAUAUAGUAAUACUUGCGUAUCCCUAAUCAAGGCUGCACAGAUUUCCGUUGCAUACUAUAACACUUGGCUUUCUGUUCCGUCCGAGUCCCUAAGUAGCUAGCUCGCCACCCAAUGUCUAAGUCAAGCAACCAAGGCUCACCUUCCUCUGCAACUCAAACCACCAGAACCUCAGCACCAUCAUCAUCAUCAUGGCCCUUAAACAUUCUCUUCUUAUCAACCCUGGUUCCGGUGGCGGCAGCUAUGCUCCUUUACCAGCUUGACUCGUUCGACCCUGCUCCUCUGCCGCUUCACGAGUUGAGCCACCGAGUCGCGGUUGCCCCGAGGCGUAAUGCUCAGAUCCUCAAAGGGUCGCAGUUCUUGGGUGUUGGGGGUUCAGUUGGGCCAGAAGACAUUGCCUACGAUUCAAAGUCGGGACUCAUUUACACGGGAUGUGCGGACGGUUGGAUCAAGCGAGUCACGUUGAACGAGUCGGUGGCUGACUCGGUGGUGGAGAAUUGGGUUAAUACCGGCGGGAGACCACUAGGACUUGCCCACGGUCACGACGGAGAGCUGUUCGUCGCCGACGCGGGAAAGGGACUACUAAGAAUAAGCGAGGAUGGACUAGUGGAGCUACUGACAAAUGAGGCUGAGGGUGUAAAGUUCAGGCUACCAGAUUGUGUAGAUGUAGCAAAAGAUGGUAUGAUUUACUUCACAGAUGCUUCAUACAAAAACAGCAUAGAAGAGGUCAUAUGGGACUUUCUAGAGGGCAGACCCCAUGGUAGGUUAUUGAGCUACAAUCCCUCAACCAAAGAGACCAAAGUGCUCCUUCGUGACCUCUACUUUGCUAAUGGACUUGCCGUCUCUCCGGAUCAGAAUUUUGUGAUCUUUUGCGAAACUUUCAUGUUUAGGUGCAGAAAGUACUACCUGGAAGGCGAGAAGAAAGGGAGCACAGAGAACUUCAUCGACCACUUGCCGGGCUCCCCGGAUAACAUACGAUAUGAUGGAGAAGGCAAUUACUGGAUCGCUCUAGCUGGGGAGACGUCACAUAUUACGAUUAUGUCACUUAAAUCUCCUUUUAUUCGAAAAAUGAUGGCAAUCAUGGAGAAGUAUAUAGUAAGCAGACCAUAUAAGGAGAAGAACUCUGGUGUAAUCGCUGUGGAUUUGGAAGGGGAACCAACUGCUCACUAUUCCGAUUCAGAUUUGUCACUCAUUACGAGUGGGAUCAAGAUCGGAAACUACCUCUACUGUGGUUCUAUUGUCUAUCCUUACAUUAUCCGACUUGAUCUGGAACAACUUCCUCCCCAUACUGCUACAUGAUGAGCUUCAACCACCAAAACCUUCACCCAUAAUUGAUGUACUAUUGUGCUAUUUCCCUUUCUAGUUGAAGAGACACUUGCAUGUUCAAUUUCAUCUUUCAAAUAAUAGUUUAUCAAAGAAAAUAGUGUAGCUCUUGUCGUGGUUUUUGGGUCUCCCAAUCGUUAAUUAAUUUUAGUGGGCCACACCAACUUGAGGUGAGGCCCAAGAAGAAAAUUCAUGAAUGAUCACAUGGGCCCAAUAAUCAAGCGGGACAGCUCCAGAUGCCAUGUCCUCGUGCUGGCGAGAUAAUGUGGUAGUGUGGUACCAAUGAUAAAUGUCCAUGUUUUGACAUAGAUGAAGCAGUUAAUAAGGGGGCGUACACGUACAUGGUGAUGAGUAUACAUUUGUACAUGAUGGCGAUCAUGAUAUAUCAUUGUUUUUAACUGUUGA
This is a messenger RNA of Argentina anserina (silverweed cinquefoil), 1856 nucleotides long. Its product is annotated as protein STRICTOSIDINE SYNTHASE-LIKE 5-like. Gene Ontology annotation, molecular function: strictosidine synthase activity; hydrolase activity. The coding region runs from base 243 to 1427 and encodes 394 amino acids. Gene Ontology annotation, biological process: biosynthetic process. Lineage: Eukaryota; Viridiplantae; Streptophyta; Magnoliopsida; Rosales; Rosaceae. The transcript has 4 exons. The record is from RefSeq and is a predicted model, not a curated record. Gene Ontology annotation, cellular component: endomembrane system.